This is a messenger RNA of Salvelinus fontinalis (brook trout), 4717 nucleotides long. Its product is annotated as trace amine-associated receptor 13c-like. Gene Ontology annotation, biological process: G protein-coupled receptor signaling pathway. Lineage: Eukaryota; Metazoa; Chordata; Actinopteri; Salmoniformes; Salmonidae. Gene Ontology annotation, cellular component: membrane. The transcript is spliced from 3 exons. The coding region runs from base 174 to 1343 and encodes 389 amino acids. The record is from RefSeq and is a predicted model, not a curated record. Gene Ontology annotation, molecular function: G protein-coupled receptor activity.
ACUGACUGUCCUUAGGCCUUGUGAUUCCAGACUGGAACCUGUGUGUUGUGUUGGGUAUCACACUACAGGACAGGAUAUGAUGUACAGUAGCAUCUCUCAGUCCAGCACAUGGGCACCAGGAGCACAAAGUUCUCCUAGUAGUGAGGUUUGUCUUGGGCCUCGUCCAGACUACCAUGACUGACCUCCUGGCCAACCUGAGUGUUCCAUGGGGCACACAGGCGAUUGUGAGACCCAACCUGACAGCAGCUGCCCUGGUUGUGCCAGGGUCAGACAAGUCUCUGGCCCCCUUCUGCACCUUCUGCUGCUGUGGCCUGCUGAACCGUACCCUGGCUGUGGUGUUUAUGGUCAGUCUGGCCUUCGCCAUAGUGGUGGGCAACGUGGUCACGCUCACCGUCUUCAUGCAGACAAGACAGGUCCGCACACCACAGGGAUACCUCAAAGUCUCUCUGGCCAUAGCGGACAUGAUGGUUGGAGUGCUGGUGGUUCCUUUCUCUGUCUACACUGAGAUCUCUCUGAUGGUGACCAGUUCCCCUCCUGUCUGGUACCAGGGGGGCACUGACCCCUCCAUGGGGGGCCUGGUGGGACCCUGGCAGCCCUGCAUGCUGAUUGGUCCAGUCUUCGCCGGCUGUACAUUUGUCUCCAUCAGCACUAUUUUCCUGAUGACGGUAGAGCGCUGUGUGGCCAUCUUAUGGCCCCUUCAUAAGGACCACCUGGUGACACGGAGACGUACCCUGUUUCUCAUCCUCUUCUCCUGGGCAGGCAGUUUCCUCCUGGCCCUGGCCCCCCUCAUCCUCAGCAACAACUUCACACUGGAGUACAGUGAGUGCAGCCGGAUGUGUAACUACGUCCCCCUGUGGGAUGGAGUCACGCUGCCCUCUGACGCCAACAUCCUCCUGCUGUUCCCUGUGUUUGACUUCACGCUGCUGGGCGGCACCCUGGUAUUCAACAUCCUGUCCUUCACCAGCAUCCGCCACUACACACGCAAACGUAAGCUCAUGUCAGAGGGGAAUGUAGGGGUCGAGGGAGGGGGAGGCGGCUGCCAACAUCGACCCUCCUUCUCUGACAUCAAGGCUGCCAAGACGAUCAGCAUUCUGACAUUUGCCUUCACGGCUUCCUUCACCCCCAUCGCUGUGUUUGUGCUGGGCAACGUGGUGGGCUUCACCUGGUGCAACUUCUCCUUCGUAGCCUUCUGGAUCCUGACUGGGAACAGCUGCUGUAAUGUGAUAAUAUACAGCGUGAGAGACCAGCGCUUCAAGAAAGGAGUGACUCUGCUUUUUCAGAGGGAGCACUCACCUUCCCACGGGGAGAAAGGCGGAGCUACACCACCCCCACUCACCUUGUGACUACACCCCAAACCCCACCUCCUCUAUUUUGAAAAGACAACCAGUGCCCUUUUAUUUAACUUUACUAUGAAUUAAUCGAUUUAAUCGGCAUUUAAUCGGCAUUUAACUUCAGGUAAAACAACGACAAAAAAGACACAAUUAUGGAAAAUGAAUUGUUUCCAUUUUUUUUCACUGUGUCUAAAUACUGAAACAUAACUGUAGCUAACCUAUGCGGUAUCUAGUAGUUGCCAGUUAUUCCCAGCAUCAUUUAAAUCAUAUGACUCAAGCUGUCUCAUUGGACGAGGUGAGAUAUCUGUGGGGGAUAUCUUAAUAACAUGCACUUUAUCAUAGAGUUGUCAGUAAUGUAUGGUUUUCAUUUGUUUUGUGACUAUCCAGAAACGUGUUCAUUUUGCACAAUUUUCUCUAUAAUAGCUUUUAUUUUUGCUAUAAUACCAUUAUAUUCAUGAGGAUGGCCUAAUCAAAUGUGAGUGAAUGAAAUGAAUCUAAAUGAAGAGUGAUGUUGAUUUUUUAUAAAGUUAUGGGCAAAUCCACAGGUCCCUGAUCUGUACUACACAGAAAUGCAUAAUUAUGGAUAUGAAUGUCAUUCUCUUCAAGGUGAUGCAUCCUGAAUAGGUUCACAAAGGUUUACAUAUGCAAUAUCCUCUUUUGCAUAUUUGGGUAUUAUUCUACACACUGGAUAUUAUUUUAAUGAGCUCUGCCCCCAACCAAGACCAAAUGAAAUCUGAACCAAUCAUAGAUGUCUUUGUUUCAUACGUUUGGACAUCAAAGUACAGCAGAGUACAGUAGAGUACAAUACAACACAGUAGAGUUCUGUACAGUACAGUAGAGUACAACACAGUAGAGUAGAAAUCAGUACAGUAGAGUACAAUACAACACAGUAGAGUACAAUACAACACAGUAGAGUUCUGUACAGUACAGUAGAGUACAACACAGUAUAGUAGAAAUCAGUACAGUAGAGUACAAUACAACACAGUAGAGUACAAUACAACACAGUAGAGUUCUGUACAGUACAGUAGAGUACAACACAGUAGAGUAGAAAUCAGUACAGUAGAGUACAAUACAACACAGUAGAGUACAAUACAACACAGUAGAGUUCUGUACAGUACAGUAGAGUACAACACAGUAGAGUAGAAAUCAGUACAGUAGAGUACAAUACAACACAGUAGAGUACAAUACAACACAGUAGAGUUCUGUACAGUACAGUAGAGUACAACACAGUAGAGUAGAAAUCAGUACAGUAGAGUACAAUACAACACAGUAGAGUACAAUACAACACAGUAGAGUUCUGUACAGUACAGUAGAGUACAACACAGUAUAGUAGAAAUCAGUACAGUAGAGUACAAUACAACACAGUAGAGUACAAUACAACACAGUAGAGUUCUGUACAGUACAGUAGAGUACAACACAGUAGAGUAGAAAUCAGUACAGUAGAGUUCUGUACAGUAGAGUACAAUAUAACACAGUAGAGUACAAUACAACACAGUAGAGUAGAAAUCAGUACAGUAGAGUUCUGUACAGUAGAGUACAAUAUAACACAGUAGAGUACAAUACAACACAGUAGAGUAGAAAUCAGAACAGUAGAGUUCUGUACAGUAGAGUACAAUACAACACAGUAGAGUAGAAAUCAGAACAGUAGAGUUCUGUACAGUAGAGUACAAUAUAACACAGUAGAGUACAAUAUAACACAGUAGAGUACAAUAUAACACAGUAGAGUACAAUACAACACAGUAGAGUAGAAAUCAGAACAGUAGAGUUCUGUACAGUACAGUAGAGUACAAUACAACACAGUAGAGUACAAUACAGCACAGUACAAUACAGCACAGUAGAGUAGAAAUCAGUACAGUAGAGUUCUGUACAGUAGAGUACAAUAUAACACAGUAGAGUACAAUAUAACACAGUAGAGUACAAUACAGCACAGUAGAGUAGAAAUCAGUACAGUAGAGUUCUGUACAGUAGAGUACAAUAUAACACAGUAGAGUACAAUAUAACACAGUAGAGUACAAUACAACACAGUAGAGUAGAAAUCAGUACAGUAGAGUUCUGUACAGUAGAGUACAAUAUAACACAGUAGAGUACAAUACAACACAGUAGAGUAGAAAUCAGAACAGUAGAGUUCUGUACAGUACAGUAGAGUACAAUACAACACAGUAGAGUACAAUACAGCACAGUACAAUACAGCACAGUAGAGUAGAAAUCAGAAGAGUAGAGUUCUGUACAGUACAGUAGAGUACAAUACAACAGAGUAGAGUAGAGUACAAUACAGCACAGUAGAAUACAAUACAACACAGUAGAGUAGAAAUCAGUACAGUAGAGUUCUGUACAGUACAUUAUAGUGUACUCAACUGUAGUGUGCCCUUCUGUGUACUGUACUAAACUCUACUGUACAAAACUAUACUUUUCUUUACUGUAUGGUACUGUGCUGUGCUGUGCUGUGCUGUCCAAACUUGUGAACCCAACUGUGAUUUGGGACUACUAUUUCAAGGCACAAUGCAAUGUUUCAUAAACUUACAGAAGGCAGAAACAUUUCUCCAAAACAAAAUAUGUGUUGAUAUUAGUUGGCAGGGGUCAUUUCUUCAACAUUAUUGUGUUUUGAUGUAGCUUUCAUUUGACAGCCAGUAUGAUGUGCUCCUACCUUUACAAGUUGGUGUUCAUAGGUCCUUUUACAUGAAAAUGACCUUGUUCAUCUCAUGGUUGCCAGUGUACACAAGGAAAAAUGUAUCUGAAUGGUACAACAAGUAAGAAUGAAUAUGAAACAUAAAUGAAACAUUUAUAAAUUCACUGAAAUAGACAUAACGAUUCAGAUGCCUUAUCUUAUGUUUUGAGUGUGAAUGACCCACAAAGACCAAAUCCUCUGUUUAAUCUGUUCUGUUUGGUGGCUGUAAAGGUAUACCAUUAGAGGGACUACAUUUACGUCUGAAUAUUCUCAUUAAAUACCAUUAUAUGUUGAGUAUAAAAUUAUUAUUAUUCAAGGAAAAACAUGCUCCAGAUAUUUACAGCACUUAUACAAUGUUGAUCGAAUAAAUGCUAAUCAAUUUAUUUAAAUUCAAAAAAUAUCUUACUUGAAAUUACAUGACUUAAAGUAAACAUUUUUAGCUUAAAGUAAACACAAUAGCAUUUUCAAUAAACAUCACCCAAAGAAAUCAGGAUAAUUUCCAUAUGAUCUGUACUAAAUAGCUGUUUGGUACAUUUUGUCACAGUGGCAAUGAUAAUAUUUCAUGAAAAUAAAAUAUCUGUUUUGAAAUAUUUUACAAGCUUAGAGACUUUGGUUUAUGUGAACAUUGCUGUGUCAAUAUUUAAGCACGGUACAGAACUUUAUCAGUAUUGCAUUAUUUAUCAGAUGACGUCAGAUGUUGUCAUAAACGCAUUUGGAAACA